Messenger RNA from Pseudonaja textilis, 3260 nucleotides. RefSeq names its product membrane associated ring-CH-type finger 10 (gene MARCHF10). Gene Ontology annotation, molecular function: zinc ion binding. NCBI's taxonomy places the organism in Eukaryota, Metazoa, Chordata, Lepidosauria, Squamata, Elapidae. The record is from RefSeq and is a predicted model, not a curated record.
CGGAAACGGGUAGACGCUACCCGACGGCUUGGAGAGAAAGAAAGAGCGAACGCGCCUGGGGCAGGCAGACCAAAUAUAGGAAGAGUGACAAGCCUGCCUCUAGAGGAUCGAUUCUGCACAACACAGCACAGCAAUGAGAGGGCAACAAAAGCUGAAGUGAUCCUGAACGUUUUCCUGAAGUAUUGCCAUGUAUGAAGCAAAGGAAAGACAGAAGUUUAUCAGUGAUGCUCAGUACCUAAGAGAGAUGCAGCACAAGAUGGAUUCAGAGUAUCAGGCUUGCCUAAGAAAACAAGAGCACAUUAAAGACCAGUCUGAUAAAAAACGAGAACAGAGCAGACAAGAACUGAGGCAGAGAAGUUUAUCAUCUAUCUCUCCAGUGCGUAGAUAUGAAAGGCCAUGGAUUUCAAGACUUCCUGUUAAUAGACAGACCCCGUCUGAUGAAAUUUCUGGAAGUGAUCCAAAAUCCAAUGUAAAAUCUCAUGGGAAUAAAUCAGAAGCUAAAUUCCCUGCCAUUGACAAAACAUCUGUUAAACAGAAGCAAAAAUCAAUCUCAAGCAUGAAAAAAAAUGAAAAAAGUGGGCCUGGCCCCAAAAAAGAUAUGCAAGGUUUCCCAAAGCCAAUUUUAUCAAGAAGACAACAAAUGAACCAGAGAAAUGUGCUGGAAAAUCUAGAGUCUGAAACUUUUAAAAAAGCAGAAGGAAAAGGAAGGAAAACGCCAGCGCUCCAGGGAAUAGCAAAGAUUACUAGAGGAUCUGAACCACAAAAUGUCACAGGACAAAGAAAUGGUCCUAUUCAGAAGACAAAGAAAAAACUUCAAGAAAAAAAGUACAUAUCCCAGUCCUCUAAAUUAAACAUAGGUAGUAAACAGCUAGACCAGGAUCUUAAGAAAGGAAAUAUUCUUAUAGCACAGCAGCCCUUGGCUAAUUCAAUGGAUUCUUCUGUUCAGACCACUAAUAAUUCUUCUGUAUCAAAUGAAUCAAGUAAUUCAAAUCUUCCACCCAUUAGAAACACCCUUAUGAAGCCCAAAGAAGAUGAUUUUUACACGGCACUAUGCUCAAAUGUGGAAGCAUCUGUUGGAAUAAAUGAAGACACUAAAAACGAUAACUUAGCACAAGAAUUUCAUUCUGUUGAUCUUAACAAACCUCCACUUAUUGAUCAAAGUAGAGGUAGUGCGAUAUCUUUAACACAAGUGGAACAACAUAAUUGUGAAACUGGAGUUGGGAAUGAUGGAAGUAAGGCUGAACUUUCCCAAAGAUUUUUACGACAACAUGAUGUAAUAGUGGACUCAGCUAUUGAACCACAUUCAUUAGGACAAAGAAAAGUAAGAGAUCCAAAAAAAUCUUAUUCUCUUGAAGAAAAUCUUUUGGAAGAGGCUCAUGAAAAUGAAAUCGAACAUUUGGAAUUUAAUACAAAACAUCCACAAGCUGAAAACAGACCAGGAAAUGCGGCAGCUGUUGAGGAUCCUGGUAACUUAAAUUCUCCUGAAGACUGGCAAGGGAGUAAUGUCUAUGGCAGAGAAAGACAGAGUUUUGAGAGCAAUCAAAGAUGUUAUCCUGGUUUUAUUUCUGCUAGAUCAACAGCGCAAAGGCCUUCUAUGCGUUCUACACUUAAUAUCCCAAGUACCUUAGUACAAACUUCAAACAGAAGUGACAUGGCAAGCAAUGUGGAUAUUGCAACAGGUCCUGUACAAAUCCCAGAACUGAAUGGAAAUCCAAGACUAACUGCUCGCAGACAACUAUCUCCCAUAAGAAUCAGGGAUUCCUUUUCAGGUGCUGAAAGUUGCCAAUCUUCAUCACCCAUGGUCAGCCACUUUGAUGAUAGCAAUCUACUCGAGGACAGUCUAAGCAAUGGUCUAAGUAGCAUAUCUCCAAGCAUUGCUUCUCAUGAUGAAGAUAACUUUCUGAAUUCCCACAGUUCCUCAUCAUCCACAGAUUCUUCUCCUCCAUCUCUUUUUCGGACAAACUUCACAGCACAUCUUCACAUGACUGGUUCUUUACCUGAUCAAGUUCCAAUUUUCCUGACGGUAUCUGAUUUACGAAAUCAAAGCAACUAUAUGAGCAAUACUACUUCUUGUAAUUCAAUAAGUACUAAAGAGGUUAAUAAAGCUGAAACAGACCCUGAGAAGCUAAAAAAGUUGCAAGAGAGUCUCCUGGCAGAAGACCCUGAAGAAGAGGGAGAUCAGUGUCGGAUAUGCCAAAUUGCAGGAGGAUCUGUAACCAAUCCUCUGCUAGAACCUUGUGGAUGUGGAGGAAGUCUUCGAUUUGUCCAUCAGGAAUGUCUAAAGUCAUGGUUAAAGGCUAAAAUAAAAUCAGGUGCUGAGCUUGGUGCAGUGAAAACCUGUGAACUGUGUAAGCAGACUCUCACUGUAGAUCUAGAUGAUUUUAAUGUGAAUGAUUACUACAGGAAUCACCAACAGUCUCGGGCCCAGGAUGAGCUGAUGAACUCAGGCCUUUACCUUGUACUGCUGCUUCAUCUAUACGAGCAAAGGUUUGCAGAACUCAUGAGAUUAAACUACAAUCAAGCCUCCAGAGAUAGGCUCUCAAGGCAACCUAGAACAGAGGAAAACCAAAAUCCAACCAAUUCUGCCAACAGUGGCUAAGAACUGUCAAGCUGGAUCUGAAGAAGUAAAUUCCCUUUAGAAAUCUGACAGAACUCUCAUCUACAUCCUUCCACUUCCUCCCGUUGAUAACACCAGGCCAAAAUGAAUAUGUGCACCAUUCAUAUUCAGUGUCACCUUUUUAAAUUUAAAGCCUUCUAAGGGCCUAAGCCUUCUAGGGUUGUUUGUGUGGUUCGGUUCUUGUCUUAAGUUGUAUUACUAACUUUUUUUCAAUACCAUGGGUUAUUAACAGCAACUUGCAAAGUCUAGUAUCUCCUACUGAUUAGCUAGCAACUGCUACUCAAUCAACAAAGACUACUGUUUUGUUUGUGGGUACUUUUUAAUUGAAGUUUAACUAUCUUCUGGAUGUUAGGUACCUGUUUUUCUACCCUUUCUUUAGAAGCCAGUCUGCAUAAUUUUGAUAUGGAUCAGAGGCUUCUUGAAGAUCCAUGAUCACUUGUAUAUUAAAAUAAAGUUGUAUGCCCCAUCUUAUAAAACAAUCUGUGAGACACAGAUUUAAAUGAAUUGAUGUACUAUUGUAUGAACAUCUUGCCUAUGAUUUGCAUGGCACAAGAACCUAAUAAAAUACACAAUCUUUUGUUCUCUUUCCAGUCACCCCCCUUACCCUUUUUUGCAGAUUAGAUAGUUUGCUUUUUAUAUAUAA